AUGUAUUCUCCCUCGCGAUAUGAGAAGUCGCGAGCCGACGAUUCACAUCUACCGAAAGGGGGCUGUCGAUAUAUCCUCUCACACCCGGAACUGACAGGGCUACGGUGUGCCUGUGUCGGCUUUGCCUUGAGUAGAUCUGUACCUGGCAGCACUUGUGAUUGCGGGCAUCAAGCGUGCUAUCAUAUCCCGGAGAAGGAGAGUAACUCGGUCGAGCGGCAAGAGCUGGAGGCUUUGAGAAAGAAGGUCGACUGGCUGGUCGAGCAGCUGGAACGAGAGAGGCGCGGCGGGAGUGGUGGACUCGUGGAUCGCAUCGGCUGCCUGGAAGAGCUAGUGGAUCGGAGUCGAGCCGAAAGCGAAGUCGAGUUCAAGAAUGUCUAUCGCCAGCAGAGCAGCCUCUUCCAAAAUGUCGGGGCUCUGAACCACCGGACGCCGUACUACGACGAUACCAUCGAAGGCCUGGUGGACACUGUUCAGGGGUUCCGGAACCAGUUGAUGGAACUCGACGAUGCUUCGAUGCGGCUCGAGGACAAGGUCGAUAGCCUGGGAUCCUUCAGUAAGGCCGCUAUCAGUCGGAGACGGAGAGCAUCAACGCCCCCAUCGAAGAAAUCCGACGAGUCGGAUAUGUCCCUGAGCCCGACCCCUCGCGAGUCUCGCUUCCCUUUGCAUCCUAUGAUGGCCGACGAAGCUACUCGCAUUCGAUCCUUCCGAGACAGAGUCUCCAGCAUUGGAUCUGGAUCGCAGUCUUGGACCGUCCACGUGUCACUCCUACCGACCUCGUCACAGCCUUUUCCGUUCGAGAAGGACACGGCCGCCUACAAGCGUUGUUUAUCAAGAGGUCUCCAUCAAGUUGUUGUUGUUCCCGACACCGACAGCGCCUCGUUCCGAAACGCGGUUAACGAUGCUUUCUGUGCCAUUCUCCAUGGACGGCCCUGGCACCCCCUCGUUGCUCGUCUUUGCGAUGCCAAAAGUCUCCGCGGUCUCCCGAUGCUCCGCCCACUUGACGACUACCUCAUUGGGAGCAACUACGACGCUGAAUUCCUGCAGAUCAAUUGCGCUGUCAACGAUGAAAGCGGGAAAAUCCUCGACCUGUACAUUGCCAUGGCCGAGGACACGCUCUCGUGGGCCGAGUUGAGAGAGAUUGCUCCUUUCAAGACUGGACUGGAAGCUUCGUGGGCGUACGACCGACUCCUUGACGGCCCUUCCAAUACCGAGGCCCUGCAUCCUGAUACUACUCGACCAGCCGCUGGUGAUAUUCUUACCGCCUGGUCACCAAGACUAAAACGAAACGCCUCGGAAAUCUCAGGGGCUGCCAGCUUUGGUCCGUCCGACUCGGCAAAUACCAGAGCGAAGCUGCGUCGGCCGUAUGCCGAAGGUCCUGUGGAGGUAGUAGGAAGGCACGCAGAAGCAGUUUGA
Molecule: messenger RNA, 1413 nt
Organism: Drepanopeziza brunnea f. sp. 'multigermtubi' MB_m1
Lineage: Eukaryota; Fungi; Ascomycota; Leotiomycetes; Helotiales; Drepanopezizaceae
Source: RefSeq, a predicted model, not a curated record